Molecule: messenger RNA, 1583 nt
Organism: Tachysurus fulvidraco (yellow catfish)
Lineage: Eukaryota; Metazoa; Chordata; Actinopteri; Siluriformes; Bagridae
Gene: cfap418
Product: cilia and flagella associated protein 418
Exons: 7
Coding region: 153-764 (203 amino acids)
Cellular component (GO): cytosol
Source: RefSeq, a predicted model, not a curated record
CGUCCAACAUGGCUGUUCGGUUCACAGAGUGAUUCGAUAAAGUCAUUUAAGAGUUCAACUUGUGGAUCUGUGAACUGGUUGAAUGGUUUGUUAAAAAGAAUCGGUUCAACAGAACGAUUCAUUCAUGAGACGGAUUGGAACAUAUCUCCAACAUGGCGGAGAGUUUGGACGAUUUAUUAGACGAGGUUGAAGCAAAGUUUUGUCGAGAGAUUUCAAUGUCGCUUCGACCUUCGUGCACUUUAAAAGCUGAGCAAGACAGCCACAGAGAGCAAAGAAAUAAUGACUCUGUGCACAGCAUUUCAAAGCCACAUGAUGUUGAAGGAGUGGAAAAUAACAUUGAGGCUGUGGUUCAGGAAAUAUUAGAUGAUGAAUAUCCAGCCUCCACGCCACACAGACCUGUUUUAUCCAAAUCUUUUUCUCAAACAGCUUUAAAAAACAGGUGUUGCCCUGUGUAUUUGGGUGGAAGUUCUAUAGCAGGUGGUGUAGGAACAAGUGUUACGCAGAGAGCUUGUGACCAGUUAAGAUGCACAUCUUGUGACUUUCAUGUUGUCAUGUUUGAUGAUCAGGAGUGGGACUCUUCCUGUGACUAUCUGUUUUUCAGAAAUAACAUGCCAGACUGUAACAAGUUGCAAGUGAAGCUAAAGAGGAAGCAAGGCGCUCGGGCAUAUGCUUGCCAGUGUAGCUGGCACUGUGCCAUCACUCUGUCCGAACUCCAACACAUACCUAAGCUAAAGUGGGUUUGUGGCCAACACACAGCUUGCUGAUUUUUGUGUCUGACUCCCAAGUUGCAGCUAUUCAAAAGGAAUACAAAACAACACUGAUGUUCUCUUCAUUUAAAAGAAGAUGCUGGAAAUUAAUGUUCCUUUUUUCCAGACGAUCAAUGGAAAUACUGGGAUGGACAAAAUCGGUGUGUAAUGUAGCGGUAGAGCAAUAAGCAUUCCAACAUUUUCUGUCUAAUAUAAUAAAAUAUAUAGAGAGAAAUGAUACUUCUGUACAUAUUACAGAUACUACAUUGCAGGUGAAGUGUGACCUUUUCACCAAACUGAAGUUUAAAGACGUAAUGCAUUAUUUCAAUGAACAUAAUGCAUGCAUAUAGUAUAUAUAUAUACACAUAUAUAUAUAUGUGUAUAUAUAUACAUAUAUAUGUACAUAUAUUUAUAUGUAUAUAUAUAUACAUAUAUAUGUACUUGUUAUGACUAUUGUUGUUAUGGCUAUUACCGAGAAAAUCGUUUGUUAUGAAUGUUGUAAUGAUGUUACAUGUUUAAGAUUUUUCGCACUGAUUAUUACUCACUAAGUUAUAUUCAACUCUCUAAAACUACUAGACUAAACUAAGGAGAAUUGACUUAUAAACUAUGGCAGAGUCAUACAUUUGACAGAGGGUAAAUUAAUAAAACUUAAUUUAUUUUGUUCAUGUGACUGAAAUGCUGUUUUUGCCUAUAGAAACAUUCUUCUCAUAAUGUCUAAUUUACCAUAUGUAUUACAUUUAAGCUGUUGUAGAAUGUCAGAAAUACUUUGGUAUGGGUCAAAUGAGAUUUUAUUUUUAAAUAUAACAUCUAACUGUUAAAUAAAUAUGAUGGCAACCA